AUGUCGAACGCCUCGUCGAUAUUUGACUUGCUGGGCCAAGUCGACAACCUCAGCGAGCCGACACCGGCGCUGAACCAGCGGCCCUUGGCAUUUGGCCUGUUAAUAUCAUUCCUUACUGUGUCAUAUCUCUGCGCAACUGCACGUUUAUACGUCCGAUUCCGAGUCUCCAAAUGCCCUGGUUGGGAUGACUUGCUGGUUUUCCUAUCCAUGAUGACCAGCUUUGCGCUGACUCUUUCGGUACUACUCUGUUUCGAUCGAGGGCUGGGGAAACAUUUCAUCACCUUCGCCUCUGACCAAACGCAACUGAACACGUAUGUCAUGCACGCAUGCUAUCCUACCGCGACGGCACUCAUCAAGCUCGCCAUUCUCUUCCAAUAUCUUCGACUCUUCGACGAGACGAAAUCGAUACUGAGGCAAACGACACUCGUCAUGAUCGGCAUUGUGUCGCUGUGGGGUCUCGCUUUCUCCUUCAUCAGCUGGUUUCCCGCUUUUCCGGUGUCGGCUGACUGGGACUUCAACAACACGACUGCAGUCAGAUACGGAUUGGCAAGCCUGGACCCGGGCAGCGUUGUGGCCGCUUCCCUUGCGCAAACAUCGACAAAUAUGGUCCUUGAUUUAAUUGUCUUGGCUAUUCCUGUGUCAUAUUACCUUCAACCAAACCUGAGCUGGAAGUCUCAGGCUAGCUUGAUGGGAUUGUUCUCUCUUGGCUCAAUUGUGAAUGUUCUCUCUCUUUUCCGACUCAUCAAUAUUAUCGAUACCAGAGCGGGUAUAUUCCCGACAUACGACCCAAGCUGGUACGGCUGCGGCGCGAUCGUAUUAGCCGCUUUAGAAGUCAGUCUCGCGACAGUUUGUGCUUCUCUGCCAGUAUUCUGGCCCGUCAUGAAGUUCAACUGGGGAACGAUAUUCGUCACCUACGAAAUCUCGGUCACUCGCGAAGAGAAUUAUGUCGAGCUGGACGAGGCUCGAGAGCCCCGGGACCGAAUUGACCCGUGGAACGCGCAUCUGAAGGGCCCAUACGUGCAUGAUAUUGAGUUGGGGAAAAUGGAUCAUCAGAAGGAUGUAGAAUGGAGUGAGGGUUCCUCUGUGGCGGAGUCAAAUUUGCAAAAGGCCAAAUUAUAG
Diaporthe amygdali is the source of this 1119-nucleotide messenger RNA. RefSeq lists its product as uncharacterized. The transcript has 6 exons. The coding region runs from base 1 to 1119 and encodes 372 amino acids. NCBI's taxonomy places the organism in Eukaryota, Fungi, Ascomycota, Sordariomycetes, Diaporthales, Diaporthaceae. The record is from RefSeq and is a predicted model, not a curated record.